AUGACUCCACAAUCGGCUUCGCCAGUACCUUCCGCAGUCUCCUCCGCCGCAGCCUCACAGUUCUCCAACGAUUCCCGCGAUGGAGAGUCUCAGGUAACACGUGCUUUAGCGGGCAUGAAUCUGUCCGCCGUGAACGGGGAUGUUCUCCCCGUUCCUCCGACCCCCGCAAAGAUCGCUAGACCUACCAUGGCCAAUCGCAUCUCCCGCAUGUUCUCCAAUACCGGGAAGUCCACCCUGAAAGAGCCGGAAUCACAUCGCGACUUCUCCGACAGCAGCUCAGAAAGUGUUAAAGCUCCCUCCAAUGCCAGCAUCAAACAAACGAAACCUACCUCGAAACCCUCCUCCAAGCCGUCCUCCAAGCCAUCUUCCAGAGCUCCGUCCCGACAGGCGUCUACAAAAGAAGACAAUGACAAGAAGCCGAAGUCUAGUAAUGGCAAAGAGCAAAAGGAAGGGGCUCCUCCCGUCCACAGGCGUUUUGAUUUGCCUGGUGAUGGCACUCACAGCCAUCACCUCAGGAGCGCAAGACGGCAAGAGAAACUGACCGACCUACUACGGGACAUGCUAGGCGGCGGCAGGAAGAAGGAAGAUCACGUCGAGGAGCAACAGUUGUCGCUCAUGUCCACAUGGAUCGACCAGUUCAAGAACGAACGGGAUAAGUUGGCCGCCGACAAGAAGGGCGGUCCGAAUGCCACCGCUUCGCUGGUCGAUAAAUACGGCAAAUGUCAGGAGAUCGUCGGUCGCGGCGCCUUUGGUAUUGUUCGCAUAUCCCACAAGGUGGACCCAAGAGACUCCAAGGUGGAGCAGCUGUACGCAGUCAAAGAGUUCCGCCGUCGCCCCCAAGAGACUACCAAGAAGUAUCAGAAGCGCUUGACGUCUGAAUUCUGCAUUUCCUCUUCCCUUCGCCACCCCAACGUCAUCCACACCCUCGACCUGCUGCAGGAUGCUAAAGGUGAUUACUGUGAAGUGAUGGAGUACUGCGCAGGUGGCGAUCUCUACACCCUGGUGUUGGCUGCCGGAAAACUCGAAGUGGCCGAGGCAGAUUGCUUCUUCAAGCAGCUUAUGCGUGGCGUUGAAUAUAUGCACGAAAUGGGCGUUGCCCACCGGGAUCUCAAGCCCGAAAACUUAUUGUUGACCACCCACGGAGCUCUGAAAAUCACGGACUUUGGAAAUGGCGAAUGCUUCCGUAUGGCAUGGGAGAAAGAAGCCCACAUGACCGCGGGCCUUUGUGGCUCAGCUCCUUACAUCGCCCCGGAAGAAUAUAUUGAGAAGGAAUUUGACCCAAGAGCGGUUGAUGUUUGGGCGACUGGUGUCAUCUACAUGGCCAUGAGGACUGGGCGCCAUCUCUGGCGAGUUGCCCGGAAGGAUGAGGAUGAAUUUUACCAGCGUUAUUUGGAGGGUCGUAAACAUGAGGAUGGUUACGCUCCCAUUGAAACCUUGCAUCGGGCCCGCUGCCGUAACGUGAUCUAUUCCAUUCUCGACCCCAACCCUUCUCGCCGCAUCAAUGCUUCACAGGUCUUGAAAUCCGAAUGGGUUCGCGAGAUCAAGCUGUGCAAGGCUGGUGAGGAAGGAUACUGA
Messenger RNA from Aspergillus ibericus CBS 121593, 1575 nucleotides. Its product is annotated as serine/threonine protein kinase SAT4. NCBI's taxonomy places the organism in Eukaryota, Fungi, Ascomycota, Eurotiomycetes, Eurotiales, Aspergillaceae. Gene Ontology annotation, biological process: intracellular monoatomic cation homeostasis; intracellular signal transduction; protein phosphorylation. The transcript is spliced from 2 exons. Gene Ontology annotation, molecular function: ATP binding; protein serine/threonine kinase activity. The record is from RefSeq and is a predicted model, not a curated record. Bases 1 to 1575 code for a protein of 524 amino acids.